Messenger RNA from Ailuropoda melanoleuca (giant panda), 14163 nucleotides. RefSeq names its product potassium voltage-gated channel subfamily A member 2 (gene KCNA2). The transcript is spliced from 3 exons. The record is from RefSeq and is a predicted model, not a curated record. Gene Ontology annotation, biological process: action potential; potassium ion transmembrane transport; protein homooligomerization. Gene Ontology annotation, cellular component: dendrite; membrane; juxtaparanode region of axon. Lineage: Eukaryota; Metazoa; Chordata; Mammalia; Carnivora; Ursidae. Gene Ontology annotation, molecular function: protein binding; delayed rectifier potassium channel activity. Bases 3055 to 4554 code for a protein of 499 amino acids.
GAGCCUGAUCUGGGGCUCGAUCCCACAAUGCCGGGAUCACGCCCUGAGCCGAAGGCAGACGCUUAACCGCUGUGCCACCCAGGCGCCCCUACUCACGGAGUCUUCUAAGCUCAUGAGUUGUGGUGGGAAAAACGAAGAGACCGCCCCUCCUGGACCUUCAGCGCCUCGGUCCGGUCCGUGUGUUGGGGGCUGGGAGAGGGGGGCACAUGGAUGCACUGGUCAUAAACUCUUUCUUUCAGUGACUAUAGUCACAGAGUGCAGGAAGUGACAACUUCAGGUCACUGGCAGCUCACUUGGAGGAAGGCAAGGCAGGGCCCCCAAGCGGGAAACCCCACUAAAGGGCAAAGGAGGGGUCUUUAAGGGUUUGAUCUGCCCCCAGGGAGGGAUCAAGGGGGCACUCCAGCUGUUCUUUUGUGGCCAAAAACAAGAAACGGUGACCUCUUUAGGGCUGGAGAGAGCUAGCAGUGAUUAAACAGCUAGGUUAAGCUAGCUGGCUGUUCACUGUAACUCAUGGAAUCCUGACCGCCCUGUGACUAGUUCCGCUGUCCCAUGCACCAAAUUAGAAACUGAGGCUCAGAAGGUUUAAACAACUUGGCCAAGUUUACAGAGCUAGCAAGGUCCGAGGUGGGAAUUGGGUCUAUGUUCUUUUUCUCACCCAGCACCGCCAAACCAAGACAGACCUCUCAGGACAGUACCCACACCCCGCACCCUUGCACUAUGGGUGUUAUGUUUCUUUUUCUUUCUUUCCUUCUUUCCUUAAUUUCUCUCCAGUCGUUGUUCACACUUAGAUCAGGUUUUAAAAAGGAGAAGUAGGAUGGCAUACUCCUGAGGCCAAUCAGACGGGGCGGAGGUCAGGGCUUGGAGGAAGACCCAAAGACAGAAAUGAAAUUAGAGGGCUGCUCGCUGAACAGAGCAAUGUGGUGUGGGGGCUCAGGGUGUCUGUCCUAGAGUCACAGACAGCCGAUUCAUGUCUAGAGCCACCACUUCGUGAUCUCGGGCAGGUUGCUUCCCCUGUCUCUGCCUCAGUUUCCUUUCCCCUGGAAUGGUACUGAUAUAGAAACUAGCUCACAGAGCUGUGAGGAUCCAGCCUCCAACUGCACUGGAGGUGCUUAGCGCAUGGUAGGCGCAUGGUACCAAUUAGCAAGAUUAUUCAUUCUCCCCCAAGAGCUUUUCUCUGUCCACGGCUUUCAUUUUAACAAUGGAGGGCAAGGAAAAAUGUAGAGAUGUUAUCAAAGGGAUGUCCGUUGUGCUUCCGUUGACAUGAUGACCCAAUGUAGCCAGAAGGAGAAACAGAGCCUUGCAGCGCUGGGCAGGGGAGGCUUCCAUAAGUAGUGUGGAGCAGGGACUGGGGGAUAGUUUGCUGAAGGCGGUAGGAAUGGCUGAAACCUCAGGGCAAGUGAGGAGUGGGCUACACUGGGAGGCAGAGAGUAUGGGCCAUUCAAACCUGCUGAUUGGGCUCUUCGAGAAGUGGUCACAGCCAAGCUAUAGGCUGGGAGUCAUGGGAGACUUUCACAGGGAAGCAGAGUAGAGAAACCAUCAUUUGUGGAAUUCCUUCCCGGGGGCUAAACUCUUCCCCUGAGCAACUUAACCCUCACAGCAGCCCAUGAAGUUUCCUCAUUUUGUGGAUGAGGUCACCGAAGACCAGAGACCUGAAUUAAUUCACCUAGUACCCGGCAGGGAUUUAAGUCCCAGCCUGGCUGGCUCCAAAACACUGAGGCCACCCUCAGCCUGGGACACUGACAGUCUAGCUUCUAGAAGCCCCAGACCAAACCAGUCUUGCUUUAUAGUCAUCUGUCAUCCCCAGAGCUCACUAAAGUCACUGCUCUCCCAGACCACCCCCCACCAGCCAUGGCUCAGGGCAGGCCCCCAGUCUUAAAGCAUACCUAAUAGACUACACUGAUGCAACACAGGGAUUCCAACAGAGCUGGACCUUGUAGGCUCUCAGAGCUUCCAUCACAAGCCACAGGCCUAGAGACAGAGGCUGUCAGCAAGGAGGCCCAGCAGGAGUCUUCCCCCCACCCGCCCCCGGACUGGAGCCCCUCUGCAUCUAUGUUCUGGGUCUGGGGCACUCUGGGCUCAACGAAUCACUGUUUGGAACUGUGAUUCUGACAGAGAUCUGGAGACCAGAACUCCCAGGGGCAUGGGAAUGUCAUGCGGCUCUCAAGAGCACCCUGGACCCUCUCAAAGCCACCAUCUGAGCUUCCCAUACACUUUCUUCCAAAAGCCAAGGGCAUCCUCUUCCGCCCACCCCCUAAUGCCAGGGCACCAGGAGUUGCACUUCCAAUUUCCGAGCCCGGGGGGCGGGGGAGGGGCUGGUGGUCUCUGUGAAAGUCGGUGAGGAGACAGGUUUGGGGAGGAGCCGGCCCUUCCCUAGGGCAGCUGCAGGGCGCGGAGCCCUCCGUGCCCGGCCCUGGGGGGAGGGAGCCCAGAGGGCCGGCUCUGCAGUUCUGUCCGGUCCUGUGGCUCCUUGGCAGGAAACCCAGCAGCGAGUUUCAGCCACACUGCGGCCGUACCGGCUGCGCUCCCUCUCGAAGCCAAGGCUUUGGCCGGGCAACGUCACACCUCCUGAAGACAGCCAGGAGGACUCCGGCUUUUGCUGAGCUUCGCGUCUUGCCUCCUCCUUCCUUCCAAAGUCUCCAGACCCAAGUUCAGAGUCCUUGAGUCCCGUGUGCCCCUGGCCAGAAGCUCCACUGCCUCUCCAGGCCAGCCCAGUUCUGGAGCUCACCUCCAGGACCUGGAGCCUGCCCUCCUGCCCAGAAUGACUCACCAUUAUUUCUCGCUCAAGUGAGAAGACGUGAUGGGCAGUCGGGCUGCCUAUUGGUGUAUCUAGGAUUCCCACGGUAUCCGAUCAGCUCUUCAAGGAAGAGAGCUUCAGGUUCCUGCCUGGCCAGCCAAGGGAGGCUCUCUCUCUGGUCCUCAGAGAGCCCUCGGGGCUCUCCUGCGGGAACCCAGGCCAAUGCUUCUGUGCUUCCUGGGGCCGCAAGCAGCACCCUGAGCUCCCUGCCACCAGGCAGCUGGAAGGCAUAGUGUGAGGCCCUUCUCACAGCCCCCAUUAUGACAGUAGCCACCGGAGAGCCAGCGGACGAGGCUGCCGCCCUCCCCGGGCACCCACAGGACACCUACGACCCCGAGGCAGACCACGAGUGCUGUGAGAGGGUGGUCAUCAACAUCUCGGGGCUGCGCUUUGAGACCCAGCUCAAGACCUUAGCCCAGUUUCCAGAGACCCUCCUAGGGGACCCAAAGAAGCGGAUGAGGUACUUUGAUCCCCUCCGAAACGAGUACUUUUUCGAUCGGAACCGGCCCAGCUUUGACGCCAUUUUGUACUACUACCAGUCCGGGGGCCGCCUAAGGCGGCCUGUGAACGUGCCCUUAGACAUCUUCUCCGAAGAAAUUCGGUUCUACGAGCUGGGAGAAGAAGCGAUGGAGAUGUUUCGGGAAGACGAAGGCUACAUCAAAGAGGAAGAGCGUCCUCUGCCCGAAAAUGAGUUUCAGAGGCAGGUGUGGCUUCUCUUUGAAUACCCGGAGAGCUCAGGGCCCGCCAGGAUCAUAGCCAUCGUGUCUGUCAUGGUGAUUCUGAUCUCGAUCGUCAGCUUCUGCCUGGAGACCCUGCCCAUUUUCCGGGACGAGAACGAGGACAUGCAUGGCGGCGGGGUGACCUUCCACACCUACACCAACAGCACUGUCGGGUACCAGCAGUCGACUUCCUUCACUGACCCUUUCUUCAUCGUGGAGACCCUCUGUAUCAUCUGGUUCUCGUUCGAGUUCCUGGUGAGGUUCUUUGCCUGUCCCAGCAAAGCCGGCUUCUUCACCAACAUCAUGAACAUCAUUGACAUCGUGGCCAUCAUCCCCUACUUCAUCACGCUGGGGACAGAGCUGGCCGAGAAGCCUGAGGACGCCCAGCAGGGCCAGCAGGCCAUGUCGCUGGCCAUCCUCCGCGUCAUCCGGCUGGUAAGAGUCUUUAGGAUUUUCAAGUUGUCUAGACACUCCAAAGGUCUCCAGAUUCUAGGUCAGACCCUCAAAGCCAGCAUGAGAGAGUUAGGUCUCCUGAUCUUCUUCCUCUUCAUCGGCGUCAUCCUUUUCUCCAGCGCCGUCUAUUUCGCAGAAGCCGAUGAGCGAGAGUCCCAGUUCCCCAGCAUCCCGGAUGCCUUCUGGUGGGCAGUCGUCUCCAUGACAACUGUAGGCUAUGGAGACAUGGUUCCAACCACCAUCGGGGGAAAGAUCGUGGGUUCUCUAUGUGCAAUUGCAGGUGUGUUAACCAUUGCCUUGCCGGUCCCCGUCAUAGUGUCCAACUUCAACUACUUCUACCACCGGGAGACGGAGGGAGAGGAGCAGGCCCAGUACCUGCAAGUGACGAGCUGCCCAAAGAUCCCAUCCUCCCCUGACCUGAAGAAAAGUAGAAGUGCCUCCACCAUUAGUAAGUCUGAUUACAUGGAGAUCCAGGAGGGGGUGAACAACAGUAACGAGGACUUUAGAGAGGAAAACUUGAAAACGGCCAACUGCACUUUGGCUAAUACAAACUAUGUGAACAUUACCAAAAUGUUAACUGAUGUCUGAUUGAAACCUUGUCCCACCCCCGCAUCUCCGCGGAACUAGUGCAGACACAGCAUAAUAACCUGCAUUGUAGUCAGCGUGUGCUACAGUGUGUCUCUGGUUCUGCAUGGAAAGCAACAGUCAUGCAAGUGAACUUUUGAUCUUUUGAUUUUUGAUUUAGAACACAGAAUAUCUAUCCAUGGCUUUCAUGCAAAUCUUCGUCACUGGCCUAGAGGGGUUUCCAAACAGGCAAGUCCCCUCCGGAACCAGAGUUUCAGAAAGACACACUGGGGCCACCUCCUCUCGAACACAUAACCCGCCACACCUGUGCCACCUUCCCUUCCGAAUUCAAUGCGCACAGCCCCCGGGAGAUGCAUUGACCCCACCUCUCCGGAGCCUCCGGGCCCCCAACCCCCCGGGUCCCACACGAGCCCACCUCCCCCGUUGACAGAGGAAGACCAUGGUGGCUUAGCUUGAAAGCACCGAGGAGUGAUUCAAAAGGUCAUUUCCCAUCUUUGCACUGAAAAGAACACACAGUCCUGCGUCCUGGAAUUACUUUCUGUGUCACGGGCUGGGGUUUGUGAAUUGCAGUUGUCAAGUAGGUGCUCCGGAGGCUUGUGUUUCGUAAUGGAAAAUGCUGCAUUUCGUUUCUCUCUGCAGUGUGGACGUGAGGGAACCCCAGGGGGAGGGACAGUCAGGAUGACCGAAUGCGAAUGCGAGUUGUCAAGUUGCACGUUUGCUCUGAGGCCUAUGGGGAGAAGCUAACCAACCAAGGGACCUCUCAGCUUCAGAUCUCACCAUUCUCGCAGGCUUCAGGGUCACAAAACACGUCUGACUUCGGCGUUGCAGUGGAGUUCCAGACAUCUGCUUUCCCAGCGCGGUGCCGGCGGCCCUGACACCGCAGCGCAAUUCCCGGUGAUACGACAGAGCUGCAUGGGUGUUCGUUGCAUGAAUCUCAAUAUUUAAAACACAGGAGGUAACCUAUUUUCUUAGUAGCCUACACAGUAUUUAAAUUUAGAGUAUUAAGAGCCCCGGAAUGGCACUGAGCUAGGGGUUGUUUUGGUUUGGUUUGGUUUUUUCCCCCCAUCAGAGGACAAAAGCCCUCCGUCAGGAGGAAAAAAAAGAGAGAGAGAGAGAGUGAGAGACUAUUGGGAAUGGGGAACCACAACUUCCGGCUCUCCAGCCCACCUCAUCCCUGUUCUUCCACGUGGGGGCGCGGACCUUUGCAAGACCCCGAAAGGGGGCAGGGAAAGCAGCACCCGGACACCUCACAUUACUGCACCUUACGACUGAACCUAGUCAUGGGCAUGACUGCAUAGCUGACCAGGGCUGGUCCUGAGGACAGGUGGAUUUGUGGGUCCAGCAUAUGUAAAUAUAUAUCGAGUGUCUCUUUCACGAGUUCCUCUACCCAGCUAGCUGUAGAAGAAAUUGCAUUUGAACCUUGUACAAGCUUAUGCAAUAUUUCUGACACAGGGCAAUUUAUGCAUGUGUUUGACUACGUGCACUAGCGUAUGUAUGUAUAUAGUAUGUAUUAUAUACAUGCAUACGUGUGUGUGUGUGUAUAUGUGCACACAGGCACACACGAUUAUAUAUACACAUAUAUAUAUAUUUUCAUUCUCUGGAGUUCAGGCUCGGGAGCAAAUCCACUGCUUGGUGGGCUGGUUGUCUGAGAGGCCUCAUGGUUAAUUUAUCUCAUUGAUAACCCCACUGGGCCUGGGUUUGCUGCCAUCGCCUCGGACACUCCAGUCUGUCUUCAUGGAUUCUCAGAUGUUAGAAUUGUCUCUCUGCCCUCCAUGUGCAGCAGCUUCAGUUACCCGGGGCUGAAGCUUGUCUCACCGAGUGCACAAGGACCCGCGGCCCUCACGGCUCCCGCGGCCCUGGGCCGCACCCGCCCCAGGCCUGCUCUCCACAGCCCAUCGCGUCCAUCAUCUCCCUUCUCAUCUUCGCCUGCCCUCUUCGGUUUUCCUUGUCAUUUGGCUCUGCAUCAGUCACUGUAACGAGCCUUCCCCUCAAGAGCCAGAAACCAGGGACCCAGUGCCGCGGGUCUAGACCCGAAGGGAGCUUCCUUGGUGGGGAAACUUCGGAAGUCCCGGGCCAAGGGAUGGAGACCCUAGGUGAUGCCCAGGCAUCAUUUCGAUGGCCGGGCUCCAACUCUCUCCCCAUUGAACUGGCAACCAGAGCUGCUUAAACAAACCAAAGGGCGGACAGAGACUCAUUCCCCGCCCGGGGACAGACUGAGAAUGAAUGGGUAAGGGCAGAGUUCAGGCCGGCCCAGGAAUGGGUUGAGGUGGGGACACUUUGGCCUCACAGACCGGGUUUCUUUGCCGUUCGAUGUAAUAGCUUACAUUUCCCGAACACAAUAGCUUACAUUGUGUGGUCAGGCCGCCCAGCCGCCACUCCAGCCCCAGCCUCCCUGUUGGCUAGUUGGCACCUACUGUUACCUUGGGGGGUGGGGCACCAGCUCAGGGUGCUAGGCCCAGGGUGCUCAUUAGUUCCUGGUCACCCACAUCCCCAGGGAUCUGCAGGACCUCCAGCGCCCCCACAUCCAGCGCGAAGCCUCUAUGCUUCUCUUCCUCUCCUUCACGGGAGGUGGUGCUGAAUUUCCAAGACAUGGGAUGGGAAGGGCACAGACCUGGGGAGGCAGAUGGUAAAACCACCCCUACCCAAGGCCUUGGUCAGGGGGGAGAUCUCCUAUUCUGGCAUGCACGCAAAAUAGACACACUGUUGCCUCACGCAAAUACAAACCAUGCAAUGCAAACUGCACAGAGGCCAAUUAAUGAAAAGGGAAGAUGCCGAUGACAUGUAACUACACCCGUAUCCAAAAUACGCACAUUCAGCCCAGACCUAGAACGUACUUACCGAUACAGAACAUAACACAGAAGACCUACACAUACCACAACCAAGGACGCAACCGCAACUCAGAUGCAAAAUCAUAAAGACCACACGAACACAAUGGGUAUGUGUACACAGUACACCAAGGAUACUUUAUAUUGUUUCUGCCCACCAAAUACACGCAAACUCAGUUUAUACACCCAGUGCAUUUACUCCUAUGGGGCUCACCACAAUGCAGCACACACACCCAAGCACAUACACACACGAUUCACAGGGAGUGUGCACAUACCUUCGAUCCGUUGCUCCGCCCCCAAAACUAUAAAUGAGUCGGCACAAACAAAAGAUGGGAUCUCAUCACCUUUACCUUGCCUGCAUCUGUACCCCCCAACAGCCUUCAAGAAGCCUCUUCCUCUACCCGCCUCUCUUUCUCCCACCUCUAGAUUUCAGAGAAGUAACCCCCGAGGUUUAAAGCAAAAAGACAAGCCACCAUUGUUAAGCAGAUCUCUGAUUGAGACUGGGAAUCUCAUAGGGUUUCUUCUUAUUCACUUCCUCCCACCAGAACUGUGGGUGUGGAAGGACCUGGGACAGCCAGCAGCCUAUUAACACACACCUUCUGGCCAUGGCCACGCCCUCGCCUUCGGAGCAAGUCCACAUAGACAACCCCCUAGGCCAGGCUUCCCUGCUCCCAACCCCUGGGAUCCCUAGAUUCUGCUCCAUUCUCUUAAAAGCAGUGAUGGCUCAUGAAACUGCAGGGUCCUGAGCCCAAAACUGGAGUGAAGGUGCCCCCAACAUUCUGUCAGUCCUCAGACCUCCCUGACCUUCUGUCCUCGAUGGCUUUGUCAGGGGCGGGUCAGAAAGUCGAGACCACACGUAGACUCGUCUCUUCAAACAAGCCACCUUUCCUUGCUUGUGGCAUCUCACUUGCUCUUGGCCAUAAGCCCAGUGGGGUCAGCUCCUGAGUCCCCAUAUGCCUCCCAUCCAAUUGCUGCGCCUUGAGGAAACGCACACUGAUUCAGGUUACGUAAAACACGACUGAGGAUGUGAACAUAAUGCCACCCGAGCAAGCAACAAUUUUUUAGAAGGCCUGAUUUUCAUCCUGUAUUCUAAGGCCGGAUUUAAAUGCUUUGUAAGAUUCCCCACCGUUGAGGACGGUGCACAGAGCUGCUUCUUCCCACAGGGAGGACUAGCUGAGAGCCAGGUGCAUGUUGGCCAAGGCGUCACCUCAGAUGGAAGUUGGGAAUUGAAGUCAGGCGUGGGCUCAGGCAUGUCGGUCUUCCCAAGUACUGUGGCCCUCUCAAGUACGUCCCUCCUAACGACAGCCACAGCUCCUUGUCUCCACAGAGGAAGCAACAGCAGCAGAGAAUGGACGUGUGGGGUCCAGUGUCCACGUUCAGGGCGAGAUGCCAGGCCUUUCUCACACUUCCAAGUCAAGGGAGCCAUUUUCCCUUUGGCUUCAGCCGGUGUCUCCAUGAGCUCAAACUCUCAAGUAAGUUGGAGUUUUCAGGAGGCUAAAGAAAAAGAAGUCCAGGAAAGGUGGGGUGAUGACCAGGAAGAGAAGGUCCCAGUACAGCAUAAACUUUGCAGGAGCUGAAACUUAGCUGAGGACAUAAUUAAGGCUCUGUGCUUCCUGAAGCUUCUGUGGUGUCUGACACACUGUCUUCCUUCCCUUCUGCUUCCGUCUGGCCCUCUCAGCUGGGCUUCUCAGGAUGGAAUAGGCGUGUCACCAGGAGGUUAGCCUUUUGAAAGGAACCCCCAGGGAGUGUGCCUCCAGACUUCUUGGCUUGAUGUGGAAAGGACUCCAUGAGAGCUUUGUUGGCCUGAGUGCUCAUGUGGCUGCCUCAGGUGGGGAGGGUUGCAGGACCUGCUUGCCCUAUCUGCUGUCCCUGGAUCUCUCACUCCGUCGUAGUGAGGACUUCGGCCAACUUACUUUCUCAGAGUCGGCCAUAAAGUAUCAGUGCUAACCCAUGUUGAGAGAGGGCAGUGCCCUCUGAAGAGUCUCAGGCUGGGGGGUUUAGUGUGGGGCCCUGUAGGGGAGGAAAGAGGUGGAGGCUGAUUUUCCCCAAAGGAGACUCUAGGACAGUUUGCAAAUUGCAUGGGAGGUUGACACCAAAGCCCCCACGGCGGGCGGGAGGAGCACGGGCUUUGAAUCGUUUACCCGGGAGUGGGGAUGGUGAGCUCUGCUCCAGCUCUGGCUCUGCUGGAGGCCGUUACCCUAACAGCCUGCAUCUGGAUGACAGCCGCCUGUGCUGAGAGGCUGGUCUCCAUAGGCUGUAAUGCCUGGGCUGCUCCUUAGUUAUGCAGUGGAGGUCCCCCAGCCUCAGCAAUCAUCCAUUGCUGGGAUUGAACUCGUGACCUUAACCUCUAGCAACCUUAGCCACCUGAGCCAACUAGCAGGGUGCUGGACACUGGGAGGUGUCCCCGUGGCCAGCGGGAGCAUCACCCAUAUCUUCAGAGUCUGCCCAUGUUGAGACGAGCCCUGUGUCCUCGUCAAAGCAGCAAGCAAGGUUAGGGGGACGGGAAGGAUUCUCUACAGGCUGGGAUGGGUCUCUCCCUCGAACCGAUCUAGUUCACUUUUCCUUUCUUUCUGCUUCCCUUCCCACCAGAGCUCAACUCCAUCUCUCCUAGUUUGUCUUUGAAUAUUUUUAACGAGGAAAAGUGCAAUAAACUAAUAGUGACUGUUUUCUUUAGCAAUAGCUCUUUCAAAAAACCAUGUUCUCAGGACUGAAAAGUGAUAGUACCUGGAUUAUCAGAUAACGCCCUUGGCUUCUGGCCAUUAAAUCCCUGUCUGCGGUUCCCUCUUCUUCCCGCGUGUCACAAGACUCCUGUCCUCUGAGCCUCGGACCCUCCUUGGGAAGGUCUGCAGAGGUGCAAAGGACGCCCGGAUGCACGAGGAAGGGCGGCGAGAAGGCUUGCUUUGUUGCUCUCUUCCCCAUGUGCCCUGCUCUCCUGGCCCCGUGUGCGCCACAGUCCCUCUCUCCCUCCCGCCGGCCCCUCUCUGCCAGCUCGCGCAGGGCAUUCUCACAACCUGCAGGCACUGCAGCCUUGAGUUUGGGUGACCUGACGCCAGCCCCUCUCGUUGACUCUCAGUCAAUCUGGCAGGGUGUAAUGGAACCCUGCAGGAAAGCACUUACCAAUAGAUAAGACUAAAGCACCCUGAGCCAUUACAGAAGAUCAUUUCCAUGCACUAAAAGCCAUUACUUGAUCCAUUUGUUUCCCUUCCUCCCCUCCCCGGGGAGACGGAGGCUGGGGGAAUGUGGCCUGGAGGUUCAUACCUGGGAUCGGUAGCCUCGGCCGAUUUGGGGAAGGGCCCUCUGGCUGCCCUUCAGAAUCAGCUGACUCGCUUCACCAAAGGGACUCCAGGAGAGCUGUAGAGGGAAGCACAUUACUGGGGGGAGAGGUCUACAGGGAUAGAAAGUGGGUGCUUAGAGCAUGACAUCAGAGCAGCAAAGGCCCCGCCACCCACUACCGUGUGCAGUUGCACAAAUAUUUGCACACAUAACUGGGGGCUUCAGAAGAAUCCCCCUCUCCUGAAAAAAGUCUGUGAGGUUAAAUCUUCAGACUGGACAAUCAGGGAAGGCUGGCAACCCCAGGGUCCUAGUCCAUUCAUUCUCGAUCUACCUUGCUCUAUACACGUGUGCACAGCAAAACCUCAGUUAACUGAUGAGGAAAUCCUCAGGGAAGGGAGCAUCCUGAUUGCUUUACAAGGAUGUUGGUUUGAGUGGGAAUGGGACACGGAGUCUGGGUUCAACCUUUGUUAUUGAAAAAAAAAACAAAAACGAAAAACAAAACCCAUUUCCUAAGUAGGUUAGUAUCAACUUUCCUGCCUUAGCAAGUAGAGUGUUUGAAGACGGCAGAAGACCUUGCAUUGCUCAGGGUCAACUCUGUAAACCUCAGUGCUCAUCGUACAAAGUGCAGAUGGAGGAGACCAAAGAGAUAGGCUGAAUGUACGCCAGCUGCCAGGCAUACCGGAAGUUGGUCAUUUGGGCACAUCCUGGCUCAUCAGAUAAUGCCCUUGCUGUCAUUUGCCUCUUUCUACGGGAAGUAUAGCAAGAAAACGUGUUGCUUGCAUUAAUCGAGGUUUGGGUUCUUUGGUCCUGAGUUAUCAGAGGUUUUCCGUAUAUACGUAUAUCUGUGUAUAUAUAUGUAUAGCAUAGGUAUAUAUGUAUACCGUUGUUUCAGAAAUUAUACAGUGACCGACCCCCUUAGCUUUGCUCCUGUGGAAUAAAUUUGGCAAUCCGAGGAAUAAACUGCAUUUAUUUGAAUUUUUAAAUGACCUUCCUUUGCAUCCUUACCACCUCUCCAGUUCAGCUCUCUUGCUUCUACGUAGGAAGCUCUCUAGAAGGCAGUUCUUUCAUAGCAAACGAUUGGGCUCCAGGAUUACCUCGCUCCUCUCCCUCCCAGGUGGCUGCCUGACUCAGGGAUAAAAGGGACGUCUGAUCUAAGGGCCAGGUGCUUUAUUCUUUGUUCUGUCUGCCCUGGUUGGCUGUAACCUCAUCACUGAAGCCAAAAAAGUUAUUCCAAACUUUUGGAUUGCGGGGGGUGGGGGGGUGGAAAGUUCGAAGACAUGGCAGGGCCCAGGACUGUUCUGUUAGUCUGUUAGGCUUUCUCUUUGUCAUGGGUGGUGUCCUAGGCUUGAAUUUCAAGAGCUCUACAAGUAACGUUUUUAAUGAAGGACUAAAGAACACCGCUGCCCCAUGGAAGGUGAGGUGUGUAAUAACCAAUGGAAGUAACAAACCCACCCUGUUGUUGUCCUGACGGAAUGUAGCUUGCGGGUCUGGGCAGGGGAGUGGCUAUACGUCACUGGCCUCUUUGGAGAAAGACUUAGCUCUGAGUGGACCCACGCUCUCACUCUCCAUCUUACCCAGCAGCACCCAUGGGAGAGAGCUCCAUCCUCACGUCCUCCAUGUGACCGUGCUGUCCUCCUGGAUGAGGGUGGAGGGAUUCCUCCCUGCUGUCUGGGGUAACUGGGGCACUGCAGGGGUGCUUGCCACCUCCCACCACCCGCGGCAGCCCUCCAGUCUAGCCAAGCUGGCCACGAUCCGGUGGGAGAAGGCCAUCCCCCUGACUUAGCAUGACCAGCGGGCAAACUGGGGCAGCCAAGGCAGCCUGUCUGGAUGGCCGCUUCCUACGCAGCCUGAACCUCGGUGUGGAAACAGAUAUAACUCUUUGCUCCUCUGCGCUCCUAAAAUAGUCAGAUAUGUUCCAGAUGAGUUUGCAGCUGAGAACUCCCUGCAUCCUUCCAGUGAUGGAUGCACAGGGCAGGUGUUGUUACAUAAUAAUGUGGACAGCUGCUGUAUCAUCUAGAUAAUCGAGGGCAGCGUAGACGUGGCUGUGUGCUAGGACCUCCGGUAGCUACCCAGAGGACUCGGUUCUGUGUCUCUUCUCAGCCCUCAUGAGAGGAUCGAAGCCCUGCUUCUCCCUAAAAAGGAUUCCCUAGACACUGGCUGCCUUGUUUGUACAAGGGCUGCGAGAGAGAGCGCAAGAGGUAGGGCUAGGAGGAAGGGAAUAUUCAGGGGCCCCGCUUUGCUACCAAGCACUUUCCAUGCUGCUGACGUUUUUUCUUUUUUGCUGGGGGUUUUUUCCUUUUUGCUGGGGAAGUGCGGGCCCAGGACCCUGCCCUGCCAGGGAGGGCUGGGAAGGAGCAAAGAGCGGCAGGCUAGGACAUGGGAGAGAAGAGCAGCUGGCGCAAGCGAGGGUGAGUGUCAGCUCCAGAGGGUCUGAACAUGCCCUGUGCUUGCCCCAGUUCCGCCUUCACGUGGGAUCUGGCGACCCAGUUUCCUUUUGUUGUCGUGCUUGGAUGAUUCCUUCAUUUGAAGGGCCCCAGGAAGCUGGAAAGUCCCAUGAUCAAGCUCCAGCCUGCUGAGCAAACAGUGCCCCGGCCAAACUGGCCUCUGCCCGGCUUUCUGCAUGCCUGCACCCCUCUCUCCACUAAGGGUGAUCUUGGAACAGACAGGAUUAACGGUGCCAGCCAUCAAGGAGGAUUCUCCACUUCUCAGCAGGGACGCUAUUGCCUUCUCUAGACCAGUGUGCUUAUGUGCGGAUAGAGGCUGUCUGGGGAGAUUUCAUAUAUCACACGCAUAUAUGUAAAAUGUGGGCAUGGCUGCUCACUUAGGCUCCUGCAGCACAGACUCUCACAAGGGUUUGCACCGGCUUCCUUGCUGCUCACGCCUGACUCCGCAGCUGCCCUCCCGUGUGCUGUCUCUAACAGUCGCUGAAAACUCGGAAAGCGGAGGCAGAUAAAUAAGCCUCCCUGGGAUCAAUCGGAGAAGGAACUCCAAGGCUGACGGUAAAGCUUCGUAAGGAUGAUGCUGAAAGGGAACUGGGGUCUCCAUGGUGAUAAGAGGCUGGGGACCAAUGGGAGCUGAAGGCGGAGCAGGACUUGCAGGGGAAGACUCAUGGGAGUCAGGGAGUCGGUUAACCAUUUGUUCGCUGGGUGACACUUGAGAUACCAGCUGUAAGUGCAUGGUACAAGCUGUGUAGGUAUUAGCGUUCUUGCUGACAUGUUCUGGAAGCUUUCGGCCCCACCAACACUGCCUCACCCAGGACUUCCGCAGCUGAGAGUUCCUGUGUCAGUAGGGUCUGAUAUUUGUACAUAGGUUAUACAUAUGUGUGUACAUACAUGCUUCAACGAUCAUCGCCUGUCCACCCACGAUCAUGGGUGUACCUAGACUUCAUAGAGCUCCACGGGCUUUGUAAAUAUCAACACAAGUAAAUAGGUAUAUAAAUAUAUAUAUUACUGAGGAUUUAUUUUAACAUCAUUCUGUGCGAAAUGAAAAAAUAAAAUAAAAUUUUUGACAGACA